AUGUCGGGCUCAUCUUCGGGUUUGCAAGGCGCAGCGGGGAUGGUCAGGAAGAAGCUCGGCAACUUUGUCGGGUUCGCCAACUUGCCAGAUCAGGUACACAGGAGGAGUGUCAGGCGUGGUUUCCAGUUCACCGCCAUGGUAGUCGGCGAAUCCGGGUUGGGUAAAUCCACCCUCAUCAACACCUUGUUCGAGAACAAGCUGUUUGACCUGGAACAACGGUCCAGAAACGCGGCUCCUCCUCCAGGGACGGAGAGGGGAAGGACGGUCGGUAUCGAGAGUCUCAGCUCGGAUAUCGAGGAGAAUGGAGUCAAGUUGAGAUUGACGGUAGUAGACACUCCGGGAUAUGGAGAUUUCAUCAACAACGACGAUUCCUGGAAACCUAUCGUCGACAACAUCGAGGCUCGGUUCGAUGCUUAUCUCGAACAGGAGAACCGGGUCAACCGGGCAAAGCUGAUCGACAACAGGAUUCACGCAUGCAUCUACUUUAUCCAACCUACCGGUCAUUCCUUGAAACCCCUCGAUAUCGAGUUUAUGCGACGUCUGCAUACCAAGGUCAACUUGAUCCCCGUGAUCGCCAAGGCCGACACGCUCACGGAUGACGAGGUGACCGCUUUCAAGCGAAGGAUCUUGGACGAUAUUCAUCACCAUCAGAUCCAGAUUUUCCAGCCGCCUGUGUAUGAGAACGAGGACGAGGAGACUAUCGCAGAAAACGAGGAGAUUCUGAGUAAGGUCCCAUUUGCUAUCGUCGGCUCCGACACCGUUGUCUCAACUGCCGACGGUCGACACGUCCGAGGUCGUGCUUACCCCUGGGGAACGAUCGAGGUCGACAAUGAGGGUCACUGCGAUUUCGUCAAGCUCCGCCAGAUGUUGAUUCACACCCAUAUGGAAGAGUUGAGGGAACACACCAACGAUGUCUUGUAUGAAGGCUACAGGAGUGAAAAGUUGAUCGCUAUGGGUGUCAACCAGGAUUCGAGCGUCUUCAAGGAGAUCAACCCGGCUGCCAAACAAGCGGAAGAGCGAAAGCUGCACGAGGCCAAGCUUUCCAAGAUGGAAGCCGAGAUGAAGAUGGUUUUCCAGCAAAAAGUCCAGGAAAAGGAGAGCAAGCUCAAGAUUUCCGAAGAAGAGCUUUACGCGCGUCACAAGGAGAUGAAGGACGCGUUGGACAAGCAGAGGAUGGAGCUCGAGGACAAGAAGAGGAGGAUCGAAAGCGGUCGACCGCCUACGCCCGACAAGUCUGGCACCGUAAGUUCGGAUGGAUGA
Molecule: messenger RNA, 1260 nt
Organism: Filobasidium floriforme
Lineage: Eukaryota; Fungi; Basidiomycota; Tremellomycetes; Filobasidiales; Filobasidiaceae
Product: cell division control/GTP binding protein
Exons: 10
Coding region: 1-1260 (419 amino acids)
Biological process (GO): cytoskeleton-dependent cytokinesis
Cellular component (GO): cell division site; septin complex; septin ring
Molecular function (GO): GTPase activity; molecular adaptor activity; GTP binding
Source: RefSeq, a predicted model, not a curated record